Messenger RNA from Lagopus muta (rock ptarmigan), 2568 nucleotides. RefSeq names its product ataxin 7 like 2 (gene ATXN7L2). Lineage: Eukaryota; Metazoa; Chordata; Aves; Galliformes; Phasianidae. The record is from RefSeq and is a predicted model, not a curated record.
AUGGCGGCGCGUGGGCGCGCGGCGGCGAUGGCGGCGGCGGAGCGGCGGCUGCCGAGCGUGGACGAGUUCGCGGGGCAGAGCUGGAGCGCAUGGGUGGAGCGGGCCGGGCCGCCCGCAGAGCCGGGGUUGGAGCUGGAGGAGAGCAGCAAGGGGAGCAAGAAACUGGACGCCAUGACGCUGAUCAAGGAAGACAUGUCCAUCUUCGGCCACUGCCCGGCGCACGAUGAGUUCUACCUCGUGGUUUGCAACCACUGCAGCCAGGUGGUGAAGCCUCAGGCCUUCCAGAAGCACUGCGAACGGCGUCACGGCCCGCUCAGCAAGCUGUACGCCAAGUGCCACGCCGUCAAUGGGCAGCCGGCGGGCAAAGCGCUGCGGGACAAAGGACAGGGAGCGCGCAGCAGGGCUCAGCCGCUGCCAGAGAAAGCACAGAAGGACAACAACCUCUGCUUGUUCAUGCCGGUGGUGAACCUGGAGAAGAUCCCCAGCCUCCCCAAGCCGGAGGGGCUCAAAGCGGCCCCUAAAACCCCCCCCAAAGCGUCCGCUGCACCACCUGCCUCCAGCCCCACUGAGCCCCCGGGGAGGCCCUCCUCCACGCCGCCUCCGCCACCCAAAGAGCCCCCAGGGGCCGGGGGGGACCCACCGCCACCAACUGCCAGCCCUGUGCUCAAAGCAGGGGGGGAAAAGGAGCCGGGGGUCUGCAGGCCACCCCCCAGGGCCCACAAGAAGCUGACGCGGAAGGAGUGCGACCUGAACCGGCAGUGCGGCGUGCUGAACCCCGACACCAAGAAGGUUUGCACCCGCCUGCUCACCUGCAAGAUCCACUCGGUGCACCAGCGGCGUGAGGUGCAGGGCCGUGCCAAGGACUUUGACGUGCUGGUGGCCGAGCUGAAGGCCAGCUCCCGCCGCGAAGCCCCGAAGGAGAAAAGCCCCCCCAGGAAGGACCCCCCCGGCUCCGAACCGCCCGCCCCCCCUGCGCUGCCGCAGCCCCCCGCCGCCCCUCCUGGCUCAUCACCCUGCCGCCCCAGACCCCCCCACGUCCACUGCCCGCCCCCCAGGGCUUGGCUUUCCUCCGACAGCGACCCCGAGGAGGGGGAUGGGGGGCUCUUCCCCUUCCCCCUGCCCAAGGAGGGGGGCAGUCGGGGGUCCAGCGAGGACAGCGAGGAGGAGGGGGCUGCUGAGGACACCCACCGCCCCGACUGCCACUACGCCGCCCGCCCACCGCGGCCUCAAGCGUUCUGCACCUUCGGGAGCCGCUUGGUCAGCCCUGGCUGCUACGUCUUUAACCGGAGGCUCGACCGCUUCUGCUCGGCGCUGAGCUCCAUGCUGGAGCGACACCUCAGCUCACACAUGUGGAGGAAGAUCCCUCCUGCCGUCGACCCGCAGCUCCCCGCCGCCCCGGCGCCCCCCAGCCCGCCGGCCCCGCCGCUCCGACCCCCCCCAGCCCACUCUCGGACCCCCCCGACGCCCACCGGUCCCCGGGACGGCCGCGUCCCCGCCGGCAUCAAUUACACGGUGGGAUCCCCGCACGCGGCCGCCGCCUGCAGCCAACCGGAGUGCGGGGGGGGCGGCAGCCAAUCCAUCACCUCCCCGCUGCCGGCCAACAUCCCCUCGCCCUCCUUCAGCAAGUUGCCUUCCACCAAGGCCAGCAAAUCCUCCCGUGCCAAGGAGGCGGCCGGCGGGACGGAACCGGAUUCCGUGGCCCGUAAACGCAAACAGCCCCUGGGGGCGGCCGCCAGCCCCCCCUACAAACGGACCUGCGCCGGAGACGGGGCGAAAAGCAAAAACCCCGCCUGCCAGGCGUCGGCGCCCCCCGGCAAGACGAAAAACGCCGCGGUGGCGGCGCUCAACGGCUCGGUGUGCGCGGGCGGCAGGCUGAAACGAGCGCUGCCCCCGGACUGCCGCCCCCCCCCUCAGCGCCGCUCCGGAACCGCGGGGCUCUCCGUUACACGGAGCCGGGGUCCCCCCGCCCCCCCCCCCCGCUGCAUUUCGGAGGAUGAGGUGAAGAAGCGCAAGAACUCGGCCACGUAUUGCCGGCCCUCCAAACCCAAACACGCCGCUCCCCCGCCCGCCCCCCCGCCGGCCCCCAGCCCCGCGCCCCCCGACCUGGGCUGCUCCGUCCGUAGGAAGAAACCGGGGAGCGCCCUGAGCUUCGAGGAGAAGCGGAACGUCCUGAAGUCCAAAGCCCAUUAACGGAGGCUUCGGGGGCUUCCACCGCCGCCCGGGGUCGCUGCGCAUCACGGAGCCCCGAACCGCCGCCGGGAAGCGCCGAGGGGACAAAAAAAAGAAAGCGAGAAAAAGGAGAAGAAAAGGGAAAAAAAAACCAAACCCACAAAAACCCACAAGAACACAAAAACCCACCAACAAAACGUAACCUCCAGAAAAAUACCUCAAGACUCUGAUCCUGAUCCGUUGCUGCUAAAACAACCCCCGGGGAGGGGGCGGCCGGGGGGGGUCCCCGUGCAGGACUGAACCGCCGGCACCGCGGGUAUUUAUAAGGAUUCCUAUCGCUGUUUCGGUUCGGUUUGGGGUUUUUUUUUGUUUGUUUGUUUGUUUUUUAAGAAAAGAGAA